Messenger RNA from Lathyrus oleraceus (garden pea), 561 nucleotides. RefSeq lists its product as uncharacterized. The record is from RefSeq and is a predicted model, not a curated record. The transcript has a single exon. NCBI's taxonomy places the organism in Eukaryota, Viridiplantae, Streptophyta, Magnoliopsida, Fabales, Fabaceae. The coding region runs from base 67 to 423 and encodes 118 amino acids.
AAUCUGUAUUGUACAAGAAAAAAUCACAAAUUCAUAGCUUUAAGAACCGAGCAAGAUUUAGCAGCAAUGAAGCCAAUCGACGACAAACAAGAGAAAGUAACAAUAAGAGCCGUAAGCCACGACGAAGAAGGAAAAAAGAGAGUAGAGAAAACAGAACUCAACACACACAACAUAGACACAAUCAAAUACGUCGAGAAAAAACUCAUCAAUAACGGUGUUCAGCGUCUCGACCGUCACCCCGUUGACGGCAUAGGAAUCAGUCGUCCGCCUUCGAAGUCUGGUCACGGCGGUAAGUACACAUGGGAAGGUCCCGCCGAUAUCAUUGAUAAUGAGCUUGAUGCAGCACCGGCAGCUAUAGAUGAGAAGGAUCCUAAUUAUGUAGACGAGGAAGUUGAUGCUGAUCCUCGUUUGCAAGUUAAUUAACUGAAUAUGAAAUGUGAUUACGAAUUAUGAAUUUAGUUUGUUUAUUUUGUUUCUAAGUUGGUGUGGUGUGGUGUGGUGUGUGUUGAGUUAUAAUUGUAAUCGCAAUCAGACAAAUGCUAAAUUUCCUGUAGCAUGAAA